AUGACUGAAGCUUUUAUUCCCUUCGGGAAUGACGGACGUUAUUCUUUCGUUUCAGGUCCAAACGGAUGUCCACGAAGACGAGGUCGACAAACAUACACCCGUUUCCAAACGUUGGAACUGGAAAAGGAAUUCCAUUUCAACCAUUAUCUGACCAGGCGGCGUCGCAUAGAAAUAGCCCACGCCCUCUGUCUCACAGAGAGACAGAUCAAAAUAUGGUUCCAAAAUCGACGGAUGAAAUUGAAAAAAGAACUGCGGGCCGUAAAAGAGAUCAAUGAACAGGCACGACGGGAGCGCGAAGAACAGGACCGGCUUAAGCAGCAGCAGCAAGAGAAACAACAGCAAAAAAUGGAACAGCAGCAGCAACAGCAGCACCACUCCGCGUCACAACAUCCGCAACAUCAUCACGACAAUAUGAAGAUGGGUAUCGAAAAGAGUGCAUCUAGUAACGAUCUCUUGAAAGCCGUGUCAAAAAUACCCGCAUAAAGAAUUUUAAUAAAUAAUUAGAUCAGGUAGUAGAUAAACUACCUAACGAAAUGUCCAAAAUACGUACUAGUUUUUAAAGAAGGCGGCAGGAUAGCGACGUCAGCUAUUAGAAUAGUAGCGGACCGGCGUUGGAUCCUUGCGGCUCGCCGUUCGAAUAUUGAACAUGUACCUACUACUACGGCUCUUUUUGUGUUGCCUGUUGUACUUCUCUAUACGUUGUAAAUAUUAUUACUGAUGUGUUCAUAUAUUUAAUUAUACAAUCGCUGCUGAUGGUUCUGCUGUUGCGGUCGUUGAACGAAGAUGAACAAGGAACAUGGAGAAGGCCAGUGAUGGAUUCUUGGACACACCCUCCGUUUUGCACGGUGACUGUGUUUUUUGUUUAUCUCGUAAUCGGUUCCGUUUUGUGAUUUUCAGUUGGACCAUUUCGAAACUUUGUUGUUAGUUCGAACGCGCUAAAUAGUGAUGGAUGACGAUGAUAUAAAAGUGUCUCCUCGGCCGUCAACGCAGAAAGCAUCAAUUGAACGAUUUUUAUUACUCUUGUUUCAUUUCGUUUAGUUUUUGUUUUUCGAUCGAACUGUUAUCGAGACGUGCUCUCUCUUCCCUUUUCGUUACUGCGGUUAUUUUUUUAUUUUUACUUAAAGUAACUACUCGCGACUGUGUCCGGUGGAGUAGUUGCCUUUUCCUCAUGCAACUACGCCGUAUUAACAUAUACGUAACUUGGUGUCAGGGUAGAUUUUAAAGUAACCCGAUCCGAUUUAAAGUAAAAAGGGGCGUUCUACUGAGUGAUUGCGACCUAGUCGAUUCCAUGAAAGAAAAUUUUGUGAAUUCAUUUUCGUUGCCAUUUUUCGACAAAGUUUAGAGAAUCGUAAUUUAAAAUUUAUAAGGGUGAUCAAAGCAUAAAUAAGAAUGAGAACUUACUUUCAUGGAAUUUUUGUCUAAUAGGCAGUUCCUAACUCCAGGCUUCCAGGCAAAGCAAUGUCAGCCCCCAUCGCCAUGGAUGGCGGGGGUUGUAAUUUAUAAUUUAAUGUGUUCUUCAAUUUUUUUUUUUAAUUUCAGUUGAAGUUGCUUUGUCGAUACAAUGGCACUGAAAUUAAUUUAUUUUAGGUACUUAUUUAUCAUCUUCCUUAUACAAGAUCCCGCAUUAAUAACACCUGGAGUGUUUUAGAUGUUCUUAUGAUUCAGUAAUAACUAUAACGAAUCGUGUUGUCAAUAUUUUGCAGAAUAUUGACAACUACAUCAGUGAAUCACAAAUUAUGCUAACAUUUCAAGUGUUAUUCUAGUAAAUGGGAGAUUUUAUAUCAAUGAGUGUAAACAAGCAAAUGCCAAUUUUUCACAUCAACGUAUAAUUUAAUAAUUUACAAUUUGUUUUUAGUUUGAUUGUCAAGCAAACUACCGUCCUCGUCAUUAUCAUCAGUUGUCUGUUUUCGAUUUCCUUAUUUGUAACUUUUAAUCUACUAAUGUGCUUGGUUGAUGUGAAAAUGGUAAUGUCUCUUCCAUUUUAUUAUUAGACAAAAAGUAUACAGUUAUUACGCCCGCGUUUAGUGAGAAAAUCAUGGUUUCAUUUUAUGAAAGUAAAAAUAAAUUAAUUUAUUCGAUUACUUUCGAUUAGUAAUAGCUGAAGUUAUUACUGCAGUACGCCUAUCAAUUACUAUAUACGUAAAAUGGUACAAUAUUUUCUAUGUAACCUUACAUCCAGGUCGCCACUAUUAAUUAUAGCAACAAAUAAUAAAAAAAAGAUACCUAGUUUUAUCGGUGUAAAAAGAGUUAUACCUACCCAGAUACAUAUAUACAUAGUACAUUCGUGAAUAUUAUUAUUAAAUAGUAGGCGAAGAAAUAUUAAGUUAAAGAAGGAAGGCCUAGGAUCGAUAAGAUUAUGAAUGUGACCCCCAUAUGUUCGACUUUAAUAAGCUUUCUAAAAAAUUUUAUUGCUGUUUUGAGUGUUAACAGUAGGU
Messenger RNA from Agrilus planipennis (emerald ash borer), 2435 nucleotides. Its product is annotated as homeobox protein abdominal-A homolog. Gene Ontology annotation, molecular function: DNA-binding transcription factor activity, RNA polymerase II-specific; RNA polymerase II cis-regulatory region sequence-specific DNA binding. The coding region runs from base 1 to 483 and encodes 160 amino acids. The transcript has 2 exons. Gene Ontology annotation, cellular component: nucleus. Gene Ontology annotation, biological process: anterior/posterior pattern specification; negative regulation of transcription by RNA polymerase II. The record is from RefSeq and is a predicted model, not a curated record. NCBI's taxonomy places the organism in Eukaryota, Metazoa, Arthropoda, Insecta, Coleoptera, Buprestidae.